AUGACUUACUUGACGCUUAAGGAAAUUACAGAUUGCUUACAAGCUUUAGGGUACACGAGGGUCUCGGAACUAUUGAAUACCACAAACCCCAAUCUCUAUAUUGGGCCAUCGAAUUUGCUCACAGAAAACAAGAUUGAAUUUGCCCAAAUUUACACAAAGCCCAUCUACACUGCCAAAGACCUCUCUGUGGUGUAUCCGGAUCAUCACUCCUGGUCAAGGAACUCCUCGCUGAAGUUCAUCGAGAACGACUGCUGCACCGACGCAGCCAAAGACUGCACCACCAUGCCCCUCUCGAACCACAUGGUCGCCGUUUUCCAGCUCGGUAGAAACUUGACCAGCCAUGUCGGCAUCGUACACGGCGGUGCAAGUGCGUCCAUUAUAGACGAGUACUUUGUCAAGGUCGUGCUCCCUCUCACGGCAAAUGGGUUUGCCGUCACUGCCAACCUCAGCAUAAAAUACCUUAGGCCAAUCAAGUUCCAGGUACACGAACGGAUCGUCGAUGUCAUACUGGAAUGUUUUGUCACCAACGUAGUCGACAGCCGGAAAUUUACCGUUGUGGGGGCCCUCAUGGACAAGCAGGGGAACAAGUAUUGCACUGCCGAACUUCUGGUGGUUGUUCCUCAGAAACCCCUAUAA
Pichia kudriavzevii is the source of this 636-nucleotide messenger RNA. RefSeq lists its product as uncharacterized. The transcript has a single exon. The record is from RefSeq and is a predicted model, not a curated record. NCBI's taxonomy places the organism in Eukaryota, Fungi, Ascomycota, Pichiomycetes, Pichiales, Pichiaceae. Bases 1 to 636 code for a protein of 211 amino acids.